CAAAGAAAGACGCGGACCAUUUGCCUCACUCUUUCCAUUUCUUUCAUUCAUUGCUAUCCGGAGUUACUAAAAUAAAUUUAUUUUGUUCCCGUGAUUGUCUCCAAGAUUUCUCACCGGCACUGUUAUCUCUCCGGCGGACGGCCGUUCUGUCUCAUUUUCUCUUCCUACUCCUCCGCCGGAAUUCACUGUUACACACGCUUUGUGUUUCCGCUUUCAGUCGCACGGAGAUCCGAUCGCCGAACCUCCGGAUUUCGCACUUGAUCAGGAAAAUUGUUGCUCAGCAGUUGCCUGCAUAUUUCUGGCUGCCAAUUUAUUUUGCCGAUUUUGAGGAAAGGACAACGUGGUUGUAUUUUUGAUGCUAAGCUAAACGAAACAGUUAACUGCAAGCACUAAGGAUGAAGGGAGGUUUGAAGGUUUCACAGAUCUCUCUCAUCCUUAUUGGUUUCAUCUGCAUAACUGUCCUGACUUUGGCAUUUGCAAGAAGUUCCUUUCUCUCAUCUUGGAUACCAUCUCAGAGUAAUAUCUUCCGUCCACCACCAGUGACAGAACAGGCAACAAAAUAUGUAGUAGAUCUAGGAAAAGAAAAUACUUCUGUGCAGGCAGAAGAAGGUGUAAGCUUUAAAUUGCAAGAAAAUUUUAUCAAUACAAACACUUCCUCACAAGGGAAGAGCACUGAAGAGCUGACUACUCAAACUGAUGUGGUAGAAGAUAGUCCUCUUAGAGUCACUAAAGAAGCAGAAGUUUCAGGAGCUAAAGAAGCAGAUAAAGCAGAAGUUUCAGGAGGAAAAAAUAAUUCAAAUGAAGAAAAAGACUCCAAUGCUCCAUUGCAUUCUCUAACCACAGAGAAUUAUUUCAAAGGACAACAUAGAGAAAAUUUGACAACUCAUCCAGAAAAGAAAGAUUGUAAUUUUGCCAAAGGUAAAUGGAUCAAGGAUGAUAAUCGCCCUUUAUAUUCUGGAUUUGGCUGUAAGCAAUGGUUGUCAUCCAUGUGGGCUUGCCGCUUGACACAGCGCACAGAUUUUGAAUAUGAGAAAUUACGUUGGAAACCUAAAGAUUGUGAGAUGGAAGAGUUCACAGGUUCUAAAUUCCUUAAAAGGAUGGAGAACAAAACUUUGGCCUUCAUAGGGGAUUCAUUAGGUAGACAGCAAUUCCAAUCACUAAUGUGUAUGAUUACUGGUGGUGAAGAGAGAACCGAUGUUCUUAAUGUGGGACAUGAAUAUGGUCUCGUAAAGGCUCGCCAUGCUGUACGACCUGAUGGUUGGGCUUAUCGAUUUCCAAGCACCAACAGCACUAUCCUUUACUACUGGUCUGCAAGUCUUUGUGGCUUGACACCCAUCAAUCCUUCAGAUCGAGCUACUGAAUAUGCCAUGCACCUUGAUCGUCCACCAGAAUUCUUGAGUCGUUUCCUUCCAAAUUUUGAUGUCGUUGUUCUAAACACAGGACACCAUUGGAACAGGGGGAAAAUUAACGCCAAUCGAUGGGUCAUGUACGUAGGGGGCAAGCCUAAUACAAACAGGAAGAUAGCAGAUAUUGCAGGCGCUAAGAAUUUCACAAUUUACAGUAUUGUCAAGUGGAUGAACUCACAGCUGCCUAAGUAUCCUGGCCUGAAAGCAUUCUAUCGCACAAUAUCACCCAGGCAUUUCUUCAACGGAGAUUGGAACACUGGGGGCACCUGCGACAACACCACCCCACACUCUGCCCUGGAAGUUUUACAAGACGAAUCUAGUGAUUCUUCUGCAGCAGGGGCAGUAAAAGGAACCAAUGUUAAACUUUUGGACAUUACAGCAGUGUCUCAGCUGAGAGACGAAGGCCACAUUUCUCGAUACAGCAUUAAAGCAACACCUGGAGUGCAGGAUUGCUUGCAUUGGUGCAUGCCUGGCGUUCCGGAUACAUGGAAUGAAAUGCUUUUCGCCCAACUCUAAUCCACCCCAACAUCCCAACCUGACAGCCACUUUCAAGGGCUCUUUAUUGCAAUGCCAGAGAGCUGUUGUGGGCGAGUCUGCAUCACCUGUAUCUCAAUCUAUAAACUUUACAGACUUUACAAACACAACCAUGAAGAAAUUUCGCUGUUGUAGCCAAGUCAGUCCAAGCAGAUGCAAAGGGUGACGAUUGGAGUGCUCUUUCUUGUACCAGAUUUCUUCUGCCACGGCUUUGCCAACUUGCUUUCGUGUAUCAACUUCACAUCCUCCACCUACCAUUGAUUUUUCCCAGUAAAUAAAUCGACUUCAAAGCAAAAAACUAAAGUGGUAUCUACUAGAACCAAGGAUGAAAAUGUGUAUCUUCCUGUCAUUAAAGAAUCCAUGUAAACAUGUACUUUGCAGAAUUGCAGAUGACACAAAAUUUAGCCUUUCAUGUUCAUUAUUAGACAUUGAAUGUAUAAUUGUAUAUGAAACUAGGCAUCCCUUAUCGUAUCACUAUACCAAAGGAACCAAAAA
This is a messenger RNA of Ipomoea triloba (trilobed morning glory), 2435 nucleotides long. Its product is annotated as protein trichome birefringence-like 14. The record is from RefSeq and is a predicted model, not a curated record. Gene Ontology annotation, molecular function: acetyltransferase activity. The transcript has 8 exons. Gene Ontology annotation, biological process: xylan biosynthetic process; xyloglucan metabolic process; plant-type secondary cell wall biogenesis. NCBI's taxonomy places the organism in Eukaryota, Viridiplantae, Streptophyta, Magnoliopsida, Solanales, Convolvulaceae. Gene Ontology annotation, cellular component: Golgi apparatus. Bases 396 to 1922 code for a protein of 508 amino acids.